CCACUCUCUCUCUUUCUUUCUCUCUCCUUUGUUCUCCAACUAAAAAAGAGCACAACUGUAGAUACAAGCCAUAGGCGCACACACACAAAAAAAAAAAAAGGAAAACCCAGUAGAGAAAGAGAAAGGGAAAGCGAAAAUGGUGGAUGAUUUCAUGGUAUGUGUAGACAGAAUCAUAGCAUCAGCUUGUUUUGAGUCAUCUUCAGUGAAUGAAGGACAACCAAGCUCAACAACAACGACUGGGAAUACUAAUGUUGUUGUUUCUGUUAAAGAAUCAAGUGGUGGUGGUGGUGAUGAUGAUGGUGAGAAAGAAGGAAAAGAAGGGUGUUUUUCAACGAAGCUGAAAGAGAUGGUGGAGUGUAGGAUAUGUCAAGAGGAAGAUGAUUUGCUUUCUUUGGAAGCUCCUUGUGCCUGUAACGGCACCCUCAAGUUUGCUCACAGGAGAUGCAUUCAGAGAUGGUGCAACAAGAAAGGUGACAUAACUUGCGAAAUAUGCAAACAGGUCUUUUCACCAAACUAUUCUGUUCCACCCAGAAGCAGUCCUGAUGUUUUGGCCAUUGACAUAAGGCAAGCAUGGAGCCCUCAUAUGGAUCUUCGUGAUUCACACCUUCUGGUGUUAACCGCUUCUCAAACCCAAUUACUCCAUUCAGAGUAUGAAGAUUAUGUUGCUGCAAAUAGUGGUAGCCUUGCCUGUCUUCGCUCUGUUGCUCUCAUUUUGCUUAUAAUUUUGCUCAUACGCCAAGCCCUUAUGUUGACAAGAAAUUCUGGCAUGGUGCAGGAGUCAUCAGCAUUCAUUAAUUUUCAGGUUAUGCUUCUUCAAUUUGCUGGUUUUCUUCUGCCAUGCUAUGUGAUGGCUCGCACAUGGUACUUACAAAGUCGAAGGCGGAGACAGGGUUAAACUGGCUGAAGUCAAUUUAUCUGCAUUUUCACAACGGACUGUUCUUUCCUUCCAUGCCGAGGACAGGCAAGUUGUAUUUGUAAAUGGCAAUAUCUCAAAGUUGUAUCUCCAUCAAAUAGGUGCUCUAAAAGUCUAAUGGCUGAAAUCCUUUGUAUCUCAAUUACAGAACUCGGAAGCAAAUGUAAAUGUGAUUAUGAGUUCAUUAGGAUUUUUUACUUUAUUCUGGUAAUCCUCAAAAGACCAUGAGUAUCCUAGGUAGGGUUGGCACAAUAUUGGCUUGAGACUGUAAACAGCGCUUCUGAUUUAGCAGUCUGCAGACUUAUGUAGUUUCAAAUUGACUUACAUGCUGCCUUUUGACUCCAUUGGUACUCAUGCAAUUCUGCUUAAUAGUUGUUUAAGGCAAAAACAAAGAGUAAAAUCCAUGGUUGUUUCAGCGCUCUUGAGCAGGGGAAGAUUGGCAAAAGCAUUGGUAUUUGUCUUUUCUGUUAGCAAUCUUUAUUGGAAGUUCUUUAAAGAAUUAUAUGAAAAAUGUAGCCAGGCGGACUUUCUCUUUGUGGUUGUGGUAUGUGCUGCCAGGCUUGAAUCGAUUUAGCUUGGUGGGUUGCUUGGAAUUGGACCUGUUUACCUUCAUAGCCCGUCAACACUCAACAAAACAGGCAGAGCAAUAGCCCAUUCAGCAAUGUCGUCACACUUUUUUUCUGGGCUUUGACUUUCUAUGAAAUUAAACGUUGGCAGAGAUGAAGAAUUUCAAUCUUUGUGUUGCAAAAUUUCCCAUGACAUUUAUCUCUGUACAACCAACCUAUUUAAGUUGAGCAUGAUGAAUUUGACUGUGAGACCUCUUUUUCACAGCU
This is a messenger RNA of Theobroma umbraticum, 1746 nucleotides long. RefSeq lists its product as uncharacterized. Gene Ontology annotation, biological process: protein ubiquitination. NCBI's taxonomy places the organism in Eukaryota, Viridiplantae, Streptophyta, Magnoliopsida, Malvales, Malvaceae. Gene Ontology annotation, cellular component: membrane. Gene Ontology annotation, molecular function: ubiquitin-protein transferase activity; zinc ion binding. The record is from RefSeq and is a predicted model, not a curated record.